Molecule: messenger RNA, 1439 nt
Organism: Ceratina calcarata
Lineage: Eukaryota; Metazoa; Arthropoda; Insecta; Hymenoptera; Apidae
Product: inositol-tetrakisphosphate 1-kinase
Exons: 5
Coding region: 346-1422 (358 amino acids)
Biological process (GO): inositol trisphosphate metabolic process
Cellular component (GO): cytoplasm
Molecular function (GO): inositol-1,3,4-trisphosphate 6-kinase activity; ATP binding; inositol-1,3,4-trisphosphate 5-kinase activity
Source: RefSeq, a predicted model, not a curated record
UCGUUAACCUGUCAUCAUUUAUUAUACACAUUCAAAGAAAUAAACGAUAAUCUUAUGUAUGUACGAGAGUUUCAACUCAAAGAAAUGAAUACCUUAUACGUGCGCGGUAUAAAAUGCAUACGAAUGAGAACGUAAUAACAUUUUCCGCAAGGAUGUUUUUUAAAAAGAUUCAGACAUAACCUAACGUUCCCGUGAGAAAUAUGAAGAUAAUCAAGCAAAGAAUUUCGGAGAUAACGUGUUAAUAAAAAGAGGAGUUUGCCCAAGGCGAUUGUGAAAAUUAUGUAUCGCAUACAUGCUAAUGGAUAAACGAUUGUAUUCAACGUAAGAAAAUAACGUGAAGGAAAAAUGUGCGAGAAGUAUGUCAUUGGUUACUCGUUAUCCGAAAAAAAGCGACAGAAAUUUAUUUCGAACGAGUUUUAUAAUGCCUGUGAAGCCGAAGGGUUUCAAUUCAAAAUGAUUGAUAUAAACUCCGACCUUGAGUCUCAGGGACCAUUUCAUGUUUUUAUAUACAAGAUGAUGGAUAAAUUAGCAAACGCUGAACAUGGUGAUGAAAAUGCCAAAGCGAUCAUCGCAAAAGUAAAAGCCUAUUUCUGCCAGCAUCCAGAGAUAAUAGUUAUUGAUCCUUUGGACAAUAUUAGAAUUUUAAUAAACCGUUAUAAAUCAUAUGAAAUCUUGCAAGAAAAUUUACAACUUGAUGAGGUAUUUAUUCCAAAAUUUGUAGAACUUAAAAGUAAGGAUACUGCUGAGAAUACAUCAGUGUUAAAAACGGCAGGCGUUAAGUUCCCAUUUUUAUCCAAACCACUCGUCGCUCAGGGUUCCAAUGAUGCUCAUAAGAUGAUGAUAAUUUUCAAUGAAGAAGGUAUGAAAGAUUGCCAACCUCCUUGUGUGGCUCAAGAGUUUAUCAACCAUAAUGCAAUUCUCUAUAAAAUAUUCAUAGUCGGGGAAAACUUUCACGUAGCUGAAAGACCCAGUAUCAAAAACUUUUAUGAAAAAGACUGUACUGCAUUAAACACAAUAGUUUUUAAUUCCCAUGAGAUUUGUAAGAGCGGCUCCAAGUCUAAGUGGUCAAUUUUAUCGGAAGAUAACAUUCCAUUAACAGUGAAACCGAAGAAUGAGGUAUUGGAAAAGAUCGUUAAGAGAAUUACGAAACUCUUUGGACUUUAUCUUGUCGGCGUGGACGUCGUCAUUGAAAAUCAUACCGGAAAGUAUGCGAUAAUUGAUGUAAAUAUGUUCCCUGGUUAUGAUAGUUAUCCCAAUUUCUUUGAACAACUGAUAAGUUGUAUUAAGAAGUUAUUGCACGAACGCAAAGACUCGCAACAACAUUCUAAAAGUUAUACGUUAAAAAAAUGCUUGAGCGACGAUUUAGAUUCUGGCUUUGAAAGCGAUGAGAAAAAGAAAUAUCCUACGAAACUAAAUAAAUAAUGCAGUCAAAUUCGAAA